AUGGCCAUACCUGGUGCCAGGGCGAUGCGCAUGCAAUUGCAACCUUUCUGCACCACUGCUAAUUGUAAUCGGUCGUGCCAUCAGGUACAUCGCCGAAAUCAGGAACCUUCGACACCUUCCGUUUCGGCAUCAGCUGACUUUUUGAAGGCGAAGCGAAACCUCUUACGCCGGCAAAAUUACUUCUUUGUACAAGAAAUCGGAACAAAAUCGGAACCGAUGUUGGCUACUAACGACAAUUCGGGAAGUGUAUUCAGGACAUCACUACCAACUCCUAAACAAACCGUAACUUUGGAAGAGAUAAUUGAACUAGCAAGGCGUAAGACAUCUAUUGAUUGCAAGGAACCUUCAUUACAAAAACACUAUGUUGCCGCUGAUGAUGAUAAACUACCGGUUGAGGAACCGGCCAUUCAAGCAUCAGAAGUAGUGAAAGAUAAUGAGUGGAAUAACGAUGACUGGGCCUAUUUAGAACAAUUAAUGGAAUCCGAUGCCGAUAGCAUAUUGCUCAACGGUGAGCCAUCCAUUACCAUUGACAAUGAUGAUGAUACAGCAAUUGCUGCAAGCCAUCAGGUGUGUUUCAAUGCAUCCUUUUCAUGGGGUUGA
Molecule: messenger RNA, 600 nt
Organism: Acanthocheilonema viteae
Lineage: Eukaryota; Metazoa; Nematoda; Chromadorea; Rhabditida; Onchocercidae
Source: the annotation of a GenBank genome assembly